GUUCAGAGUUACACAUGAACCAGCACUUAAAAAUGCAACAGCAUGGUCGUCCUAAGAGAAGGGAUGUGUCCUGGUCUGGAUGAGGGUCUGGUUCGGGACCUGAGAGCUGCUGGUAUUAAAACAGUGGAGGACGUGGUCUCCUCUGACUGUGAGGAGCUGGCUCAGAGAUGCACAGUGUCUUAUAAGGCUCUGUUUGCCAUCCGCCGAGUGCUGCUGGCCCAACACGCGGCGUUCCCCGUGUCAGGCGCCGAUCUGUACGAAGAACUAUUGAGCUCAACAUCCAUCCUCUCCACUGGAAAUCCAAGCUUAGAUAAACUGCUGGAUUCAGGCCUGUAUACUGGAGAGAUAACGGAGCUGUCAGGAGGCCCGGGAAGUGGCAAAUCUCAGGUGUGUUUCGGUGUCGCGGUGCACAUUUCCUACCAACUCAAACAGAGCGUUAUAUUUAUCGAUACGACGGGAGGCCUGACUGCCGGCCGCCUGCUUCAGAUGCUGCAAGCGGAAACGAGCAACACAGAAGAGCAGAUGGAGGCUCUGCAGAGGAUCCACGUCUUCCGUUUGUUCGACGUCUUCUCUCUCCUCGACUGUCUGUACGGCCUUCGCGGUGGCAGGCUUCAGCAGGCGUCUGUCGGCGGCGGCUCCGUCAAGGCGGUGAUCGUGGACUCGGUGUCAGCCGUUAUCUCUCCUCUACUGGGAGGCAAACAGAAUGAAGGCAUGUCCUUGAUGAUACAAGUGGCGGGAGUUCUUAAGACAAUGGCGAAGGACUUCAACGUGGCUGCUUUGGUCACAAACCACGUCACCAGGAGUGGCAGCGGGGAGGUGCAGCCGGGCCUCGGUGCGUCCUGGAGCCACAUCCCCAGAACCAGAAUCCUACUGGAGCGGGUAGAGAGCACCGCGGACAUCAGCCACUCAGGUGUUCGCUCUGCAACGCUCAUCAAGUCCUCCAGACGGCCGUGUCACCUCAAAGAGGAGUUUGACUUGCAGGGGGGGGGUCGCUCUAAAGGAGCGUCAGGGAAGAGAAGACGGGACCAGACCGAUUCCUGAUGAGCGCCGCCGACGGAUCCUAACCGAAGGGAGGCACGACCCGCCUCUUGCGAAUGCAUUCCCAGAUCCAUCCGGCUGAAACUCUCUGGGCCUUGCCGUCUUCGUCAGGGUCAGCCAGC
Anoplopoma fimbria (sablefish) is the source of this 1160-nucleotide messenger RNA. It is a transcript of the gene rad51d, whose product is annotated as RAD51 paralog D. Lineage: Eukaryota; Metazoa; Chordata; Actinopteri; Perciformes; Anoplopomatidae. Gene Ontology annotation, biological process: DNA strand invasion; reciprocal meiotic recombination; telomere maintenance. The transcript has 11 exons. Bases 43 to 1041 code for a protein of 332 amino acids. The record is from RefSeq and is a predicted model, not a curated record. Gene Ontology annotation, cellular component: replication fork; Rad51B-Rad51C-Rad51D-XRCC2 complex; centrosome. Gene Ontology annotation, molecular function: ATP-dependent DNA damage sensor activity; four-way junction DNA binding; ATP binding.